This is a messenger RNA of Symbiodinium necroappetens, 7635 nucleotides long. Lineage: Eukaryota; Dinophyceae; Suessiales; Symbiodiniaceae. The record is from the annotation of a GenBank genome assembly.
AUGCUGAGGCAAGUUCUCACGCCGCCUCCUCGCUCGCAGAGAUUGUUCACUCCAGAGGCCGAGCAGACUAUGUCUCAGUGGACAAGGAGAGCGCCUCACCUCUACACGCCAGAGCAGCGCACACCUCAGCAGGAGGGCUCGUCGAACGGGUCCCUUACGCAGGAACAAGUUCUGGCGGAGGUGCAGAAGCAAGUGAAGUUUGAAAUGCGUGUACAUGAAGAAGAACGCCAAUUGUUGGCACAGGAGAACCGGCAGUUGAAAGACAUGCUGGAGAGGGUUCUCAAUGAAGUGCAAGCUCGUGGGCUAGAAGGUGCUGGACGGACCGAUGUGGGUGGAAUUUCGCAGGGACCCCAGGGAAGCGGUCAUGUUGGUGGCUGCGGUGGCAUUCCCGGCGGACUACCCCAACCUCCUGAUGUUAUCGGCGGAUAUCCUCCUGUACCGAAUCCGGCCCCUGACGUGCAUGAACCUCAUGAUGGAGCUGGAGGGUGUUCGCUCGGAAGUCAACGAGGCCUUGGAGUAUCUGGCAGUGAUCCACUUGGUGUACGUGCAGGGCAAGAAGGGAUGAACCCUGGCCUUGCAGGCAACGGAGGCGGUGGUGCCAAUCUCCCGAAUGAGCCCGGUGUGACGAGCGUACCUCGGCAACAGCAGACAACGGCGACCAUGCCAACUGGACUUCCUGGAGUACUACCUGGGAAUCCCCUACAAGAUCCUCUAGGCGUCUUGAUGCAGGGCAUGACACAGUUACAAACGGCAAUGUCUCAGACGUUGUCUCUCAAGACAAAGGACAUUGAGGUUGUGAAGCCUGGCUUGACAGAGUUACCCCGACUGCAGGACCUCAGCAAGAACUCUGCUAUCGACUUCGGUGACUGGUUGCAUGGGCUGCAGAAUCACAUGGGUGACCUCAGUAACUCAAGCAGUCAAUGGUGGAAUGAGGUUUUAGCUUGUCUGUCAAGGUUUUAUUCUGCUUACCUGGAUGCCUCACAUGUUGGCAAAUUGGUGUUGAAGGCCGAGGACUACGAGACCUCCGUCUUACGGGAAGAACGAUGGACCCGAGUUGACAAGCGGGCCUCUGCAAUGAUCUUGGCCAGCCUGCCGGAGAAUGUGAGGGCGGAGCUCCUUUCAAGUCGUGUGGUUGGAACCUUGGCCACGUUAUGCAGGGUGCUGAUUCUUUACAGACCAGGUUCUGUUGCAGAGCGCCAACAAAUUCUUCGGGCGCUGGAGUCACCGAAUACAGCAGCAACGGCUGCAGAUGCAGUGCAAGAGCUCCGUCGGUGGGCACGCUGGGUCGCUCGUGCGACGGAUAUCGGGAUUCAAUGCCCGGACCCAAGCGUGAUGAUUAAGGGCCUUGACUUGAUCGUGAAGAAGAUUUUGAGUGACCACGCAGACAUCAGUUUCAGGGUGUCUAUGCUGAGGUAUACUUUGGAAGUGGACACACGCCCGACGCUUCAAGGGGCGAAGAGUCUGCAGCAGGCACUCCUUUCUGAGUUGGAGCAGGUGGCCUACAGUGGACGACAGGGUGGAACAGCAGCUCCUGUGGUGAAGGCCAUUGCGACAGGAGCUCCUCCGUCUACAGCUGGGAAGCCUGAUGGAGCUGGUGGUGGUGAAACCGGAAGCCCGACUCGGCAGCCCCAGGCCAAGGCCAAGACACCUUGCAAGUUUUAUCUUUCGGACAAAGGGUGCAGCCGUGGAGCUUCGUGUACCUACUCCCACGACUUCACGAGGAAAGAGCGGAUGGGUCGGUGCUGGACAUGUGGCUCUACACAGCACCGUCAGGCGGACUGCCCGACAAAGGCUGGAGGAGGAAGUCCAAAGGCAGGUGCUGGGGCAAAGGCUACCCCGGCAGUGAAGACGGUGAUGGAGGCUAAUGCUAUGUCUGCAGCGAGCACAGGACCGGCGUCUACUACCUCUUCCUCGUCGGCUACGGGGGAUGUACCAGCCCCAGCUGUACCGGAGGCGGAAAUCAAGAACCUGUUGCAGGAGGCCAGCGCGAUGCUCAAGGAGAUCCGGCAGCUCAAGACGAUGUCGUUGACGAUCACUCAGGUUCAGAACCAGGCGGUGGGGGUGGGUUGCAGCCCGAGCACGGGCCGUACAGGACUCCUGGAUAGCGGAGCAAGUCACCCCUUUAGAGAAGCUACCGAGGACGAGCUCCAAGAUGCAACCCAGGUCACAGUCCAGUUGGCUGGUGGGCGUGAAGCAGUCCUGGCACAAGGCAAGAGCGGCACCUUACUCACCAAGAAGACCAAGGACGAGUGCUCAUCGCCGAUUGUUCCGUUGGGAGCGUUGGUGCAGGACGAUGCCCGGUCGUUGCCGAGUCACAGGGCGACGGCGAAGGCGUUGUGGAUGUGGGACGUCAAGAAGAAGUGGGCACAGCACCUCAGUGACUUUGUUGGAACUGGGGGACGUGUGCCUCAGCUCGCGGCUAUGUCGUCGGAAGGAUCGCCUUUUACUCAGUGGACUGACUUGGAGAAGUCCCUUCUUACCGAGAAUGUUGAGCUCACGGACAAGGCAGGGUGGAGUUACAUGAGGGCUAUCCCGGGCUCACGCCAGAAGAGGAAGAGGAUGCUGAGUUUGCCAUGGGUGAUUCACCUCUACUCCGGUCCCGGGAAGGGCCUCGACCCCGCGUUCUUGGAGCUUGAUGAUGGCAAGGUGUUGGUUCAGGUGGAUAUCAACCGCAGCAAGGCCGAAGACAUGAAUAUGGCUUCCGGGGUUUACCGUGCUUUGUUGUGGGCUGCAGCUACUGGAAGAGUCAGUGGGAUCUUUGGGAGCCCACCGACCAAGCCUGAGCUCUUACAGAAGAUGAUGUGGCUGGCUGUGGUGUCAAAGGCCGCUAGGGCUGUUCAUGGAGGUCAACCGGUGUUUGUGAUGAUUGAGAGUCAAAAGGUGUUGAAGUUGGCUAAGUAUGGUGGUCUGGAUCGUUGGACUUCGGUGUCUUCUACAUGGGAGGCUUUCUUGGAGGCUGCCUGUCUAGAAGAAGUGGAGGACAACCUGGUGACGAAUAUGAAGAUGAGGGAGCCUCUACCGAAGGCUACCGAUGACAGCUUGGCUUGGACCUGCGAUUUCAAGCGAGCUGUUGUGGAGGCUAUCCAGCAAUGGGAACGUGAGCCAGAGGCUUUGCAAGUGAUCAAGUGGAUGAAGAAGUUGGAUGCGGACCGGGAGAAGUUUUUGGAAGGCUUUACGGACAAGGAGUUGGAGAUGUGGCGCACUCAUGUCUUCGGCUACCGGAAGGGCGCAUCGAAGAGUUCGACAUCCAAUCGCAUGAGCCACCGAGUGAACCUUCUGAACUACGACCAGAGUCGCAUGAGCCACCUAGAGAACCUUCUGAACUACGACCAGAGUCGCAUGAGCCACCGAGUGAACCUUCUGAACUACGACCAGAGUCACAUGAGCCACCGAGUGAACCUUCUGAACUACGACCAGAGUCGCAUGAGCCACCUAGAGAACCUUCUGAACUACGACCAGAGUUGCGUGAUGUACCAGUUGAGCCCUAUGGUGAAGAAAAGGAUGAUGAUGGUACAGGUGUUGGGAUUGUUACGUUCGACGACGGUGACACAGCUGAUGAUGGUCCUGACCCUAUGGAGGAAGUUUCUGAGAGGCCUUUCGCAAGAGGAGUUCGAGAGAAUCUAUAACGAGGUUGGCGUGGAGCUUGUCUAUGACACCAUCUAUGUGGUACGCCCUUUGAGGACGAGAACGGCGGUGGAAGUUACAGCUGCUGCGCAAGAGCUCUUUCUGAAGUUGAGAGCUGAAGGCUUACAUGUGAGUCGUGUCCAUGCGGACAGGGCUCGCGAGCUCCGGGUGGAGCCGCUGCGACGAUGGCUCCUUGAAAAGGGGUCUUUGGUCACCUACACCGAAGGCCAAGCGCCUCAAGCGAACGGCCGAGCUGAAGCCGCAGUGAAAUGGACCAAGGCGGCUGUCAAGAGAUUGCUGGCAUCGUCAGGACUCGGCAAGGAGAACUGGGCGAUGGCUGCGGGAUACGCCGCUCAAUGUCAGCUUGAAAGAGUCUUGAAGCAUCCAACGUCUACGUUGCCUUUUGGGUCCAAGGUGCAUGUGCGAUCCAAGGUGUAUGGGACCGGGGGGCGCUACGACCUGGACUCCAGAUGGAAGGCAGGAUGCUAUGUGGGCCCGAGUCUAGAUGUUCGUGGAGGACAUGUGGUGUUGCUGGAAAAUGUUGAGUUGGACGAGUACGAGCUCCUACUUCCUAUGCCCACGAGGCGCCUCAGAACAAAGGCAGGGGCUAGGGAUUUGGAUCCGGCAACAGUGCCGGGGGAGCUUUCUUUGAAGUAUGACCCUGAGCAUCCAGCUGAGCAGUAUGCUAUGAGGCUGCUGAGUGAGGAGCUGCUAACUCCAGACCAAUGUGAAGUUCUGGCGUUGAUGUUACCCUCUACAACGGCAGCUCCCAGCCGAUUUGGACCGCAGAGCGCUUCUCAAAAGGUUUGGAGCGUUGGAGCCUUUGUUCAUGGAGGUGUUGCUGGAGUAAAAACUGCGACAGCUGCUUUCCCAGCGAGCACCAGGGUGUUCGUGAAGUAUGUGAAGCAAGUGCAGCCUGAUCACCAGUUCAAUGCCCUUGCUGUUACAACGGAUGUGGGUGCGCAACAACACGUGGAUGCACACAAUGUUGGUAUGAACUUGAUUGCGGGCUUGUCGUACUUCAAGGGUGGUGCGUUGGAGGUUGAAGGUCCGGAUGGAAAGAAGCUUUUGCCUUUGGAUGGAGAUCACACCCACCAGCUCUUCGACCCCCGCCUAAAGCACUCAACAAAAACCUGGUAUGGAGGAUCCAGGGUUGCGGUGAUCGCUUACUCUGUUCGGGACAGUGGCAAGCUCAUGCAGAACAAGGUCGAGUACCUAGAGGAUUUCGGCUUCACGUGGACUCCUCACUUGUCAAGACCUCGUGGCGAGGAGGAGGGUGCAAGACUGAACGUUUUACGUGUGGGCUUGUUGGAAGUAGCACAAGAGCGUGAUGUUCCAGAACAACCUCGAGAUUCUCCAGAACAAGAGGGCACAGGUGGGGCACUACAACAGGGUGAUGUUCCAGAACAACAUCGAGAUUCUCCAGAACAAGAGGGCACAGGUGGGGUCGUUUUAGACGAUCAAGAGCUAGAUGUUCGUGCAGAUCCAGAGAGUGAGCUCAGUCGUGAUGGCGUUGAUACUUCGGGGCCUGUGCUCUAUUUGACUGAGGACAUCGAGCUACUCAUAGGGGACCUUGAAGAUAGAGCAGCAAGGCUUCGUGAUCUGCUUGAGGAGGAGGAGAUCAUGUGUGAAGAGUAUCGCCGUACAAGUCAGGCGACUCGUGGAGUGCUUACAGAUGCCCGGGAUCAGAUCUGUGCUUUCUUGGAGGGUGUCCAUGAAGAGCUAGUUGAGCUUGAGCGGGUGCGGUCCACUACGUGUUUGAAGGCAGCAAAGAUCUCUACGGCAAGUUCUUCGUCAGAUCAGAUUGACUACGAGGAGAUGUUGAGCAGCAUGGAGGGUGACCUCAAGAUUGUUCAUACGGUUCCGGUUGAACAGGUGAAGCGCAACCUUACAAAGUGGGUCGAAGCUAUCCGCAAAGAAGUGAACGCCUUGAUCGAGUCAGGGACCCUGAGGCGCAUCAGUCUUGCAGAAGCUAGGCAAUUGGAGAAGGAAUCCCGGGUGACGUUCGCGCCCGCCAAGUGCGUGUUCACACUCAAACCGCCGCAGGAGGCGGGCAAGCAAGCACGCAGGAAGUGUCGGGUCGUAAUAUGUGGAAAUCACGUACGUGAUAACCUGGAAUUCGGCGACCUAUACGCGUCAGGAACAUCCUCUGACGCGCUACGAGUGUCGCUAGUUAUUGCGGCUUUGAGAUGCUGGCUUGGUGCGGUGAGCGACAUUACUGGAGCUUUUCUGCUAGCCAACUGGCCUCCCGAUCUCCCUAAGUACGGCAUCUAUCCGCCCAGGGUGGUGAAAGAUUCUGGUGUGACAGAAGCAGAAGCGUGGAUCGUGGAACGUCCGUUAUAUGGCUUGAGGGAAUCCCCAAGGAUAUGGAGUUUGUACCGCAAUGAAAGAUUGAGACGCGCGAGAAUCAAGGUGGGUGAGAUGAUCGUCAUUCUACGACCUACGGUUGCAGAGCCGGAGCUAUGGAUGAUUUUAUGUGAAGUCACGGGAACCAUGCACGGGCUCAUUGUUCUCUACGUAGACGACAUUGCCUAUUUCUCGACAAAGGAAGUUAUUGUGGCCAUCCAUGACUUCAUCACACAGGAGUGGCCAGCUUCACCCUUAGAGUGGAUCUCAGGCGAAGCCCCAGUGAGGUACCUUGGUGUUGAGAUUCGGAGGGAGCCUCGCACUACGGAGGAUGGGCGGGCCUCAUGGGUCUACACCAUCGGACAAGGCGCUUACGUGCAAGACUUGUUGAGGGAGCACAACAUGAUGGAGGUACAACCUACAAGUUUGCCGGCACCAAAGGAGUGGAUCGAUGAGGCGGAGUCCUGCGACGAUGUUGAGGGUGAAUACGAGGAGGCCACACUGAAGUUGGCUCAGAAGCACGUUGGAGAGUGCCUGUGGCUAGCUACGAAGACGCGCCCUGACAUAAUGUUUGUCACGACGCACGCAGCCAGUUUGGUGUCCAAGAGACCGUCCUAUGUUAUUCGUUUGAGCAAAAGAGUUCUGGCCUAUCUGGCUGGGACGGUGGAUUUACGAAUGACAAUGGGCCCCGUCAACGAGGAGGACGCUCUGGAGUUGGUGGCAUUUACUGACGCAAGUUAUGCGCCAUAUGGGAGGCGGUCGUUUGGGGCAGCAGUCAUCACCCUGGCUGGUGCACCGGUUGCUUGGAAAUCGGGCCGUCAGAGUUUCAUGACAUUAAGUGUUAUGGAAGCUGAAUUGUAUGCUGCAACCCAGGGGUGUACGCUGCUCAAGUCGGUACAAGCUUUGGUGGCUGAGCUUUUUCCUACAGCUUUGACUUGUGUUUUGGCGGUGGAUAACACCUCGGCAGCAGCAAUGCUGGCGGGAGGAGGUGGAGCAAAGACGCCUUAUUGUGCGCCACACGCCUGGGUCGAUGCAGCUGGCAGACUUGUCUACGAAGAUGCAGUCAAAGCUACGACUACACCAGAGAAUCCUUCGUUGUCGAAGAAGGUGGCUCAAGGCGAAGAGGCUGGAGCAGGUGUCCCAGUUCGCAUCAGCUGCUGCAAGGAGAGAGAUUUCAACUACAACAACGGGUCGGGAAGCUACGAGUUCGGUGAGGAGGAGAAGUACCAGGACGAGAAGCCGCUCCUCUACUCCGAUAGCCCCUAUGACUCCGCCUACAACAAGGGCUUCCACCCCUCCGAAGACGACGAGCACUACAAGGACCCCGAGUAUUCCUCGAGGUCAAGACCUACAGCGAAGCCUGCAGGAGCAACCAGCAAGCUCAUCAGCGGCACUGGUGAGGCCUUCUACCCCACCGCCGUUGCCGAGAUCUACCAGGCUGGAAGAAAGCGAAGAACGCUUUCGUGUGUGCAAGGUGUCAAGGGCGACCUGGCCGAGAGGCUUGUACACAAGUUGGUGGCUUCAGACGUUACCAGCAAGCAGUUUCGCUACGUGCUUUACUUGUGGCGAUUGAAGUCCUUGAACUUCAAAUGCAAGCUACGGUGGGAGGAUAUCAACAGCAAGUGCCGAGUUUCAAUGUGGAUCUCCGCAUGGAAGGAUGCAUGA